UGGCUCUGCUGACCCGGUCCCAUAACUCAUGUCUGGGGGGAUUCCUGGGCUGAGCCCCAGAAACAACUUGCCUGGCAGUCCUCACUGGAGAAGCGACCCUGCCAUCCUGCCAGCAGGAACUGAGGCUGGGAGGGGAGCAAGGUUCCUCGGGGUGCCUGCUGCUGGACUCAGCCUCGUGUGGCCACACCCUGUGUGGACAGCACGUCACUUCAGUGGCCGCUCUGGAGUUUCCGUGGGGCAGACUGUCUAAGGCUACAGUGUCGGGGGGACCUACUUCUUCACUUGGAUGGGCUGCUUGCUGAGGGGACUGCUGAGAAUUGUGAGGGGGAGUACAGUCACCCUGGAGGGCAAGCGCCCCUGGGUUCCUGCCACCUCUGCUGUUCUUAAGGCUCCUUGCGGAGCCUCUUGCUCCCCCAGACUCAGACUGGCAACCCCAGAUUGCUCGGGGCUCAGGCCCCAGAUCUCCUCUUCGAGUACAUCCAGAGUAUAUUCAGAGCGAGGCCAGCAUUCUGCCUUUAAAUACCACCAACAUGUUGAUGACCCCACAUUUGGAUCUCCCAUGGACCUCUCUCCUCGACCAGACCCUUGUAUACCUGUUUCCCUCCCCUCCAACAGGGAAUAUCUCAGUAAAGACCAGAGGAGAAGGAGGGGGGUGUGCUCUCCUGCCCCCUCCUCCUCUCUGUCUGCAGAAGCCAUGGCCGAGGAGGGCUUCCCCUCCGGACCUGAGGGGUGCCUUACCCUUGGCUCUUGGCAUGAUGCUCUGGCCAGCUCUUCUCUUCUUUGGAGAGAGGCCUACGGCCACACCCAGUGGUCACUGUGGAUUGCCUCUGGGACCAUCUGUCACAAAACUGUAGGGCAGCUGCCUUGGGGUGGGCCCUCGGCUGGACACUGGCCUCUACCCAUCUGCCCCAGGAAGUGCCUCCGAUGAAGCACCUCUGAUGCAUACAUCCUCCUCCAGAGAAAGUGUUGGCUUUGCAACCAGCUCGGGAGGAGCAGAAAGAGCAGGAGUGGGUGUGGUCAACAGGACGAAAGGAGCCCCAAGGUGCUCUGGGAGGAGCCAGGAAGGCUUGGGCCAGGAGCUUCAUGCCUGUUCUCCAGGAAGUGGCCAAAGGGAAACGGUGUGGGUGCCCUAUGUCGGCGCGAGUGCCAGGCAGGUGGAGCACGUGUUGUCGUUGCUGCGAGGCCGUCCUGGGAAGACUGUGGACCUGGGCUCUGGGGACGGCAGGAUUGUGCUGGCUGCCCACAGGUGCGGCCUCCGCCCCGCUGUGGGCUACGAGCUGAACCCCUGGCUGGUGGGACUGGCGCGGCUGCGUGCCUGGAGGGCAGGCUGUGUUGGCAGUGUCCGCUUCCACCGUGAGGACCUCUGGAAGCUCCCAUUGCUGGAGGACAAGCUGCAGGCAGAGUUGCCUGCAGGAGCCCGCGUGGUGUCUGGGCGCUUCCCCCUCCCCACCUGGCAGCCUGUGGCUGUGGUAGGUGAGGGCCUGGACCGAGUCUGGGCCUAUGACAUCCACAGAGGUGGGCCAGCUGGGCAGGCUGUGCCAGGGCCCGGUUCUGCCUCCGUGCUUGGAACCCCCAAUUCUCAGACCGGCUGACUGCACGCAAUAAAGACUCUCUGCUCCACCCUGA
This is a messenger RNA of Dama dama (fallow deer), 1626 nucleotides long. It is a transcript of the gene ANTKMT, whose product is annotated as adenine nucleotide translocase lysine methyltransferase. Bases 939 to 1592 code for a protein of 217 amino acids. NCBI's taxonomy places the organism in Eukaryota, Metazoa, Chordata, Mammalia, Artiodactyla, Cervidae. Gene Ontology annotation, molecular function: protein-lysine N-methyltransferase activity. The record is from RefSeq and is a predicted model, not a curated record. Gene Ontology annotation, biological process: positive regulation of proton-transporting ATP synthase activity, rotational mechanism; regulation of mitochondrial ATP synthesis coupled proton transport; peptidyl-lysine trimethylation. Gene Ontology annotation, cellular component: mitochondrion. The transcript has 4 exons.